AUGAACCAAAAGUGCAAAGUGUGCGGGGAGCCAGCUGCUGGUUUCCACUUUGGGGCAUUCACUUGCGAAGGAUGUAAGUCGUUCUUCGGACGGUCGUACAACAACCUAAACUCCAUCACGGAAUGCAAGAAUAAUGGAGAAUGCGUCAUCAACAAGAAGAACCGGACCGCCUGCAAGGCGUGCCGUUUGCGGAAGUGCCUCAUGGUCGGGAUGUCAAAGUCUGGCUCGAGAUAUGGCCGGAGGUCCAACUGGUUUAAGAUUCACUGUCUCUUACAAGAGCAGCAGCAAGCCGCGCAGACGCAUUCUCCACCGCGAGUUCCGCCCUCCCCACACCACAUGGCACCGCCUUUCCCGCCACAUCUGUUCCCGGGACUAGCGAGACCGAGAUCGAAAGAAGAGUUAGCGCUCUUGGGCUUGGAUGACUACAAACCUUCAGGAUCCCCAGACUCUCAUCGCAGCGAUUCCUCUCCAAAAUUAGAUGAAAAAUCCAGGAUCACACAUUCACGCCAAUCGGAAAGACCGCUUACCCCACCGAGAGAUUUCGUGCCUCUCCCGCUAGCCAACAUCUCCUUGCCGCACUUCCCUCACUCGCCUUUUCUCCCCCCACCACCAUUCAGCCCAAUUGACGACCACAACACUGAAUCGUCUAAGAGAUUCUUCUUGGAUGAAAUAUUGAAACAGCAGCGCUCAGUACCGACACCGCAAGAGGAUAUAUCAGAAGCGGAGUUCGUACCCACGCCCCCAGCGGAGAGGAGAACUUCAGAGUCUCCCCUACAAGAGAACCCAAUGGAUCUGUCGGUAAAAUCAGACGGCAGAUCUAGUUCGGCCCGGCGGCGGUCCGACGAUAGCGAAAUGAUAGCCCCAGACCACGACGACCCAGAGUCGGGGAGCGAUCGCGCUUCCGUCAGCGAAGAGGAGGACGUCUCCUAUCCCCAAAUUAAGAGAAUCAAACUCCACCCCCUGGAUUUAACGACCAAAGUCUGA
This is a messenger RNA of Leptosia nina, 984 nucleotides long. NCBI's taxonomy places the organism in Eukaryota, Metazoa, Arthropoda, Insecta, Lepidoptera, Pieridae. The record is from the annotation of a GenBank genome assembly.